Messenger RNA from Andrographis paniculata, 3317 nucleotides. Its product is annotated as kinesin-like protein KIN-14N. The transcript has 17 exons. Gene Ontology annotation, biological process: microtubule-based movement. Gene Ontology annotation, molecular function: ATP binding; microtubule motor activity; microtubule binding. The record is from RefSeq and is a predicted model, not a curated record. Bases 428 to 2806 code for a protein of 792 amino acids. Lineage: Eukaryota; Viridiplantae; Streptophyta; Magnoliopsida; Lamiales; Acanthaceae.
UCUAACGUUCACUUUGUCUCUCUCCCUCUCUCUCUCUCGCCGGAGCUCUUCUCUCUACAGUCCUUUAAUCCCAACGAUAUUUUCACUUUGAUGAAAGCUACCGUGGAGAUCCGAGGGUUCUUCUUCUAAUUCACUCUUUGCAUUUGUGAGGAGAACGGUCGUGAGCCUCUUUUUCGCCCAAUUCCAUUUUUUCUCCUUUUUACUUUCGACAAUCGUUAGGAGUUGAAAGAAAAUCAAGAUCCCGGAUUGUAGUUCUACACUCGAAUUAUCCUGCGUGUUUAUAUUGUUUUUUUUUUUUUGCAAUCCCUGCAAUCAGAGGCGCGGUUCGAAUUGCGGGGAGCCUUCCGUUUGAAACGAAGCUCACCAGGCAAAUUUCAGGUCGCUACUCUUUGUCUCUCGAACUCGCAGGCUUUCUUGCUUGUUUCUUAUGGCUUCCAGGAACCAGAACAAGGCGCCUUCGAGUCCUGGACAUAGCAAGAAUGCUGCAGAUGAGCGAUUAGUGGAUAAGAAGAGAAGGAUUGGAAACAUGAAGAUGCAACCUAGUGUUGGGACAAAGGGUCAAACUCGGCAAGCUUUUUCGGUGGUGAACGGGACCCAAGAUCCGCCUCCAGCCUCUGGGCCGCCAAGCAAUUCUGGUUCUGAUACUGUUGUGUUCACUAAAGAGGAUGUUGAUGCAUUACUCAAUGAGAGGUUGAGAAUUAAAAAUAAAUUCAACCACAAGGAAAAAAGUGAACAAAUGGCUGAAAUGAUAAGAAGGCUUAAGCAGUGUAUCAAAUGGUUUCAACAGCUUGAAGGAAAUUACGUUACAGAGCAGGAGAAAUUGAAGAACUUGUUGGAAUCAUUAGAAACAAAAUGCAAUAACAUAGAGUCGCUUAUGAAGGCUAAGGAAGAUGAAUUGAAUGCAAUAAUUAUGGAUUUGAGAAAAAGUUUGGAGUCUCUGCAGGAAAAGUAUUCGAAAGAGGAAGCAGAUAAAUCGGAAGCAUUGGAUUCUUUGGGGAGAGAGAAAGAAGCUAGAUUAGCUGCAGAGAAGUUGAAGGCUUCUCUUUCAGAAGAGCUGAAAAAAGCUCAAGAAGAGAAUGCUAGUUCCAACCACAAGAUUCAGUCGUUUAAUGAUAUGUACAAGCGAUUACAAGAGUACAACACGAGUUUGCAGCAGUACAAUACCAGGCUGCAGUCAGAGGUUAAUGAAGCCAAUGAGGCACUCAAGCGCGUCGAGAAAGAGAAGGGAGCUGUGGUUGAAAACCUCAGUACUUUGAGGGGCCAUUAUGCCUCGCUGCAAGAGCAACUUGCUUCAUCUCGAGCAUCUCAAGAUGAGGCCAUGAAACAGAAGGAAGCACUGGGUAGUGAAGUUGCAUGUUUGAGAAAUGAUUUGCAACAAGCAAGAGAGGAUCGUGAUCGCCAAUUGUCACAAGUCCAAGCUUUGUCAGCCGAAGCAACCAAACACAAGGAGCGUGCUGAUAAUUAUGAGUCACAACUAGACGGCCUCUCCACGAAAUCCAAUGAGCUGAAGUCCACUUGCUCUUCCCAAAGUGAAGAGAUAAGACGACUAAGGGACCAGCUUGCCUUUGCGGAAAAGAAAUUGCAGCUGUCAGAUAUGUCACACAUGGAAGCAAGAUCAGAAUUUGAGGGGCAGAAAGCAUUGAUUCAUGAACUACAAAACCGUUUGGCAGAUGCAGAUUCAAAAAUUGUUGAAGGAGAAAAACUGCGGAAGAAACUGCAUAAUACAAUCUUGGAAUUGAAAGGGAACAUUCGAGUGUUUUGUAGAGUGAGACCCUUGUUGUCUGAAGAUGGAGUCGGAAGUGAUGCAAAAGUUGUUUCAUUCCCAUCAUCAACAGAACUGAUGGGGAGGGCCAUUGAUGUAUCACAAAAUGGACAAAAACACUCUUUCACUUUUGACAAAGUGUUCUUGCCGGAGGAAUCCCAGGAAGAUGUUUUUGUGGAGAUUUCACAACUUGUUCAAAGUGCCCUUGAUGGGUACAAGGUUUGUAUCUUCGCCUACGGCCAAACUGGUUCUGGUAAGACGUACACAAUGAUGGGAAAACCAAACCAAGCAGAUGAGAAAGGUUUGAUACCACGAUCACUAGAGCAGGUAUUUGAGACUAGGCAACUCCUUGAAGCCGAAGGAUGGAAGUAUGAAAUGCAGGUGUCAAUGCUUGAAAUAUACAACGAAACAAUUCGUGACUUAUUGGCACCAUCACGAGUAGAUAAUGCUGGGAAGCAAUACACCAUUAAACAUGAUGCCAAUGGAAACACUUAUGUUUCUGAUCUUACAACCUUUGAUGUUCGCAGUAGCCGGGAAGUCUCCUAUCUUUUAGAGAGAGCAUCACAAAGCAGGUCGGUAGGAAAGACUCAAAUGAACGAACAAUCUUCAAGGAGUCAUUUUGUCUUCACUCUCAGAAUAUCAGGAGUUAAUCAGAGCACCGAUCAACAAGUGCAAGGUGUUUUGAAUCUCAUUGAUCUUGCUGGGAGCGAGCGCCUUUCUAGAAGUGGGGCAACCGGUGAUCGGUUGAAAGAAACUCAGGCCAUUAAUAAGAGCUUAUCGUCGUUAAGUGAUGUCAUAUUCGCGUUGGCAAAGAGAGAGGAGCAUGUGCCAUUCAGGAACUCCAAACUAACCUAUCUUCUCCAGCCUUGCUUAGGAGGAGACUCGAAGACAUUGAUGUUUGUGAACAUUUCACCGGAUCCUUCCUCGACAGGCGAAUCUCUGUGUUCGCUACGAUUUGCAGCGAGGGUAAAUGCUUGCGAAAUAGGCAUCCCAAGGCGGCAAACCAGUUUAAGAUCCAUCGAUUCUCGUUUGAGCAUUGGCUAGGCUAACUCAACUCAACUCAUCUCAAACUCAUCUUAUGGUAUUGAUUGAUUGAUUUGGUGUUAUUACAUAAGACAAUUAGUAAGUAUAGUAAAUGGGGUGUGUGUUAUUUGCUCCUGCUGCAGUUGAUUGUUAACAAAAGCGCGCCUAACUGGAAUAUCAUCAUUGUCAUCAUCAUCGCUUGUUGUCGCGCAAUCGAAGCUGCGAUGACAAGACAAUAUAGAGAGAGAGAGAGAGUGAGAGUGAGUUAGUUAAUUGUUUGUGUUUGUCUGUGUGAUGAGUAAUGAGUUAUACACUACUACUAGUAGUACUACUACUGAGGUACCACAGGGGGCUGGUGCCUUGAGCCCCCACUUUUCUUUUCUGCAUAAGUAAGUUUGUUUCAUCUCAUCAUCAUGUUAUGUUAAUGUUACUCACUGACUGCUGAAGUUAGUUAGUCUGUGUUUUACAAGCAAGCAUAAAUUCUAUGCAGGGGUAGGAAAUUUGAUUUGCUGUUGUUGGUCUUGGUGGGAUC